Messenger RNA from Engraulis encrasicolus (European anchovy), 845 nucleotides. Its product is annotated as tigger transposable element-derived protein 6. The coding region runs from base 99 to 845 and encodes 248 amino acids. The transcript has a single exon. Lineage: Eukaryota; Metazoa; Chordata; Actinopteri; Clupeiformes; Engraulidae. The record is from RefSeq and is a predicted model, not a curated record. Gene Ontology annotation, molecular function: DNA binding. Gene Ontology annotation, cellular component: nucleus.
AUGAUAAGCUGACAAAAACGACCCAACGAGAUGCUGCGGAGAAGCUUGGCAUUCCUCAGGCUACCUUGUGUAGUCUAAUCAAACAACGAGAGACAAUCAUGACCGCUAACGACGGGGAAAGAAAACGACGGCGCCCGGGCAAAGCACCUGCGGUUGAGGCCGCCCUGGUCAAAUGGAUUGAUCAUGCCCGGUCUCGCAACGCUCCGUUGAGCGGACCCUUGGUCAGGGAGAAGGCUGCGGCAUUAGCAACAAGCCUCGGAGACGAGAGUUUCAAAGUUUCUAGCGGCUGGUUUGAGCGAUUUAAAAAGAGGGAGAACAUUGUGUUUAAGAAGCUGCACGGGGAAGCUGCUGAGGCUGACACUGUGUCACGCGACGAGUGGCUCGAGCAACAGUGGGUCAGAAUGAGAGAGGAGUACAGUGAGGAGAGCAUCUGGAACGCUGAUGAAACCGGGAUUUAUUUUCGGGCUUUACCUGACGGCACCCUGACCUUCAAAUCUGACAACAAAAGAGGGGGUAAAAAAUCUAAAGAAAGAAUUACGGCUUUGUUCGCCUGCUCUGCCGCAGGAGAAAAGAAGGAACUUUUUGUCAUCGGAAAAAGUCAGAACCCCCGCUGCUUCAAACACGUACGUACACUGCCUGUUCGCUACGCAGCCAAUGCUAAUGCUUGGAUGACCGGGGCUCUCUUUGUGGAGUGGUUAAAGGACUGGGAUCGCAAACUGGGCCAAGAGAGGAAGCGUAUUCUGCUGCUUGUGGACAACUGCUCCGCCCAUAACAUGAACAAUUCAACACUGAGAAACAUUCGACUCGAGUUUCUGCCGAAGAACCUCCAUUCUUCAGUCCUGUGA